Molecule: messenger RNA, 13113 nt
Organism: Pygocentrus nattereri (red-bellied piranha)
Lineage: Eukaryota; Metazoa; Chordata; Actinopteri; Characiformes; Serrasalmidae
Gene: csmd3b
Product: CUB and Sushi multiple domains 3b
Source: RefSeq, a predicted model, not a curated record
CGCGCCUCCCGAGCGCCCGCGCUUCACUCGGAGCCGUGAGCGCGCGCCGAGCACAACCGCUGCACGAGAGCAUGAGAGCGCACGCCGUCGCCGCCGCCGCCGCGGGACGCCGCGCCACACUGACGGACGGUCCGAGGCUCUCCGCGAGGGGAUGGAUUAAAUGCGCCCGAGUGGACGUCCGCCGAGCCGAGAGCAUGAGGAUUAAAAACGGAGUUACGCUCGGGAGUCUCGUGUUUUUCAUGCUGGUCACGUGCGCGCGCGGUUUCAUAUACACAUGUGGAGGAACGUUAAAAGGGAGAAAUGGGACCAUUGAAAGCCCCGGUUUUCCAUAUGGAUAUCCCAAUGGGGCGAACUGUACGUGGGUUAUUGUAGUGGAGGAGGGCAACCGCAUUCAAAUAGUCUUUCAGUCAUUUGCAGUGGAGGAGGAAUAUGAUUUUUUAUCGCUCUAUGAUGGACAUCCUCAUCCAGCUAACUUCAGGACAAGGUUAACAGGUUUCCAAAUCCCACCUCCAGUCACAAGCACAGGGUCUGUGUUUUCCCUGCGGCUCACCAGUGACUUCGCCGUGAGUGCCCACGGCUUCAAAAUCUAUUAUGAAGAAUUGCAGAGCAGUUCCUGCGGGAACCCAGGUGUCCCACCCAAGGGCAUCCUGUAUGGGACACGCUUCAACGUAGGGGACAAGAUCCGUUACAGCUGUGUAACAGGCUACGUGUUGGAUGGCCAUCCUCAGCUGACCUGUGUGACCAACGCAGGCAAUGCAGCAGUAUGGGACUUCCCUGUCCCCAUCUGCAGAGCUGAGGACACAUGUGGUGAUACUCUGAGGGGUUCAAGUGGCAUCAUUUCGAGUCCCAAUUUCCCGAGUGAAUAUUACAAUAGUGCGGACUGUACGUGGACCAUACUUGCUGAUCCCGGAGACACCAUCUCCAUCAUUUUUACAGACUUCCAGACGGAGGAAAAAUACGACUACUUGGAAGUGGAGGGGUCAGAGCCGCCGACAAUAUGGUUAUCUGGAAUGAAUGUGCCAUCCCCUAUUGUCAGCAACAAGAACUGGCUGAGGCUACACUUUGUAACUGACAGCAACCAUCGAUACAGAGGCUUUAGUGCCCAUUAUCAAGUGAAAAGGUCCGUAGAUUUUAAGUCUAGAGGAGUAAAAUUAUUUCCUGGCAAAGACAACAGCAACAAGUUUUCUAUCUUGAAUGAGGGCGGAAUUAAACAGGCCUCUAACUCCUGCCCGGACCCUGGAGAGCCGGAAAACGGCAAGCGCAUCGGCAACGACUUUAGCAUCGGUGCCACAGCCCAGUUUACCUGUGAUGAGGACCAUGUGCUCCAGGGCUCUAAAAGCAUCACAUGCCAGAGAGUGGCUGAGGUUUUUGCUGCCUGGAGUGACCACAGACCUGUGUGCAGAGUAAAAACCUGUGGAUCAAAUCUACAAGGUCCAUCAGGAACCUUCACUUCUCCAAACUUUCCUAUUCAAUAUGAGAGCAACUCCCAGUGUGUGUGGAUCAUCACAGCCAGCAACCUAAACAAGGUGAUUCAGAUCAACUUUGAGGAGUUCGACUUAGAGCUAGGCUAUGACACGCUAACCAUCGGUGAUGGUGGAGAAGUGGGAGACCCCCGAACAAUCCUGCAAGUCUUGACAGGCAGCUUUGUUCCUGACCUUAUCGUGAGCAUGACCCAUCAGAUGUGGCUCCACCUCCAGUCUGAUGAAAGUGUGGGCUCCAUUGGUUUCAAGAUAAACUAUAAAGAAAUCGACAAGGAGAGCUGUGGGGACCCUGGCACACCUCUCUAUGGCAUGAGGGAAGGAGACGGCUUCUCUAAUGGAGAUGUACUGCGCUUUGAGUGCCAGUUCGGCUUUGAGCUGAUUGGAGAGAAGACUAUAUCCUGCCAGAAUAACAACCAGUGGUCUGCCAAUGUCCCAAUCUGCAUCUUUCCCUGUCUGUCAAACUUCACUGCUCCUAUGGGUACAGUGCUCUCUCCGGAUUACCCAGAAGGCUAUGGGAACAACCUGAACUGUGUGUGGCUGAUUCUAUCAGAGCCUGGCAGCCGCAUCCACCUGGCCUUCAAUGACUUUGACUUGGAGGCUCCAUAUGACAUUCUCACAGUGAAGGAUGGGGAGCUGCUGGACUCUGCUGUGCUGGGACGCUUCACUGGGACAGAAGUGCCAUCUCACCUCACCAGCAACAGCAACAUCCUCCGCCUAGAGUUCCAAGCUGACCACUCCAUGUCUGGCCGAGGCUUCAACAUCACCUACAGCACAUUUGGUCAUAACGAGUGUCCAGAUCCUGGGAUUCCUCUUAACGCCCGGCGAUUUGGUGACAACUUCCAACUGGGCAGCUCCAUCUCAGUCAUCUGCGAGGAUGGCUUCAUCAAGACCCAGGGUGCAGAAACUGUCACCUGUGAGCUAGACAAUGGCAAGGUGAUGUGGAGCGGUCCCAUCCCAAAGUGUGAAGCUCCUUGUGGUGGUCACUUCUCAGCUCCAAGUGGGAUAAUCCUGUCUCCUGGAUGGCCGGGAUACUACAAAGACUCUCUCAGCUGUGAAUGGGUUAUAGAAGCUGAACCAGGACGUUCUAUCAAGAUCAGCUUUGAGAAGUUUCAGACAGAGCUGAACUGUGAUUUCCUGGAGAUUCACGAUGGGCCCAACCUUCUGUCUCCACUGAUCGGCUCAUUUAACGGCACGCAGGUGCCUCAGUUCCUGUUCAGCAGCAGUAAUCACCUCUACAUGCUCUUUACCACCGACAAUAGCCGCUCCAACAGUGGCUUCAAGAUCCUCUAUGAAAGUGUGACAGUGGACGCCUACUCCUGCCUGGAUCCAGGAAUUCCAGUUAACGGGCUCCGUUACGGCCAGGACUUCUCCAUCGGCUCCACCGUUUCUUUUGGCUGUGACUCGGGCUAUCGGCUAAGUCAUGAGGAACCCCUGGUCUGCGAGAAGAAUCACUGGUGGAGCCACCCUCUGCCCACAUGCGAUGCUCUGUGUGGGGGCGAUGUGCGAGGGCCUGGGGGAACUAUCCUGUCCCCAGGUUAUCCUGAGGUUUACCCCAGCUCCCUCAACUGCACCUGGACAGUGGAGGUCAGCCAUGGUAAAGGAGUUCAGUUCAUCUUUAACACCUUCCACCUGGAGGAUCACCAUGACUACCUCCUCAUCACAGAGAAUGGCAGCUUUGUCCAGCCUCUUGCCCGUCUCACAGGUUCUGAACUGCCUUCACCCAUCAAUGCUGGGCUCUAUGGCAACUUCAAGGCCCAACUGCGCUUCAUCUCAGAUUUCUCUAUCUCCUAUGAGGGCUUCAACAUUACAUUCUCAGAAUACAACCUAGAACCAUGUGAGGACCCAGGAGUGCCACGGUAUGGCCGCCGUAAUGGCUACAGCUUUGACAUUGGCGACACACUCACCUUCUCUUGCAACAUGGGCUACCGCCUGGAGGGCGCACCAGAGAUCAUUUGCCUGGGAGGGGGCCGGCGCAUGUGGAGCGCACCUCUGCCAAGGUGUGUGGCUGAGUGCGGCUCAUCUGUUAUCAACAAUGAGGGGAUUCUGUUGUCACCAAAUUACCCCAUGAACUAUGACAACAACCACGAGUGCAUCUACAGCAUCCAGGUGCAGGCUGGCAAGGGAAUCAACAUAUCUGCUCGAACCUUCCAUCUGGCCCAGGGGGAUAUCUUGAAGAUCUAUGAUGGUAAAGACAACAGUGCUCACGUGCUGGGAGCCUUCACAGGUUCAGCCAUGCUGGGUCUGACCCUCAUCAGCACGUCCAAUCAUCUGUGGCUGGAGUUCUUCUCUGAUGCUGAAGCUACUGGGGAGGGCUUCAAACUGGUCUACUCCAGUUUUGAGCUGUCUCACUGUGAGGAUCCUGGUGUGCCCCAGUUUGGCUUCAAGGUGAAUGACCAGGGCCACUUCUCUGGAAGCACCAUCACCUACAAGUGCAACCCUGGCUACACACUGCAUGGCAGCAGUGUACUCAAAUGUAUGACUGGAGAGAGACGUGCAUGGGACAACCCUCUUCCAUCCUGCAUUGCUGAAUGCGGGGGACGUUUUAAAGGGGAAUCGUCCGGACGGAUUCUGUCCCCUGGUUACCCAUUCCCAUAUGACAACAACCUACGCUGCACAUGGGUCAUCGAGGUGGACUCAGGCAAUAUCGUCAGUUUGCAGUUUCUGGCCUUUGAUACGGAGGCAUCACAUGACAUCCUGAAGGUGUGGGAUGGCCCUCCUGAGAAUGAAAUGUCUCUGAGGGAAGUGAGCGGCUCUCUGCUGCCAGAGGGCAUCCACAGCACCCUCAACCUGGUGACCGUCCAGUUUGAGACUGACUUCUACAUCAGCAAGUCUGGCUUUGCCAUCGAGUUUUCCAGCUCAGUGGCCACUGCCUGCAGGGAUCCGGGAGUGCCCAUGAACGGCAGCCGCAACGGAGAUGGAAGAGAGCCUGGUGACACUGUUACCUUUCAGUGUGACCCAGGAUAUGAGCUCCAGGGUGAAAUGAAGAUUACCUGUAUUCAGGUGGAAAACCGUUACUACUGGCAGCCCAGCCCACCUGUUUGUAUAGCUCCUUGUGGUGGGAACCUGACCGGCUCCUCUGGCUUUAUCCUCUCACCCAACUACCCUCAUCCCUAUCCUCACAGCAAGGAUUGUGAUUGGCUCAUAUCUGUGAACUCUGACUACGUCCUUUCCCUGGCAUUCAUUAGCUUCAGCAUUGAGCCCAACUACGACUUCUUAUACAUCUACGAUGGGCCGGACAGCAACAGCCCUCUGAUAGGCAGCUUCCAGGACAGCAAACUUCCUGAGCGGAUCGAGAGCAGCUCCAACACCAUGCAUCUGGCCUUCCGCAGUGACGGCUCUGUCAGCUACACCGGCUUUCACCUGGAGUACAAAGCCAAACUGAGGGAGUCAUGCUUUGAUCCAGGCAACGUAAUGAAUGGCACACGGCUUGGCAGCGACUAUAAGUUGGGCUCCACGGUGACGUUCUACUGUGAAGCAGGCUACGUGCUCCAGGGGUACUCCACUCUCACCUGCAUAAUGGGAGAUGAUGGCAGACCCGGCUGGAACAGGGUCUUACCCAGCUGUCAAGCACCUUGUGGCAGCCGCUCUACAGGAACAGAAGGAACUGUUCUGUCCCCAAAUUUCCCCAGAAACUACACCGCAGGCCACAGCUGUGUAUACUCCAUCUCUGUGCCCAGGGAGUUCGUUCUGUUUGGCCAGUUUGUCCUGUUCCAGACGUCUCUCAAUGAUGUGGUUGACAUUUACGAUGGGCCGACGCAGCAGUCCUCUCUGCUCUCCUCUCUCUCGGGCUCUCACUCAGGGGAGUCAUUGCCCUUGAGUACUGGAAACCAGAUAACUAUCAAGUUCACUGCGGUUGGACCAGAAACUGCCAAAGGCUUUCACUUUGUGUACCAAGCUGUGCCACGGACCAGCGCCACUCAAUGCAGCUCUGUGCCUGAGCCACGCUUUGGUAAGCGCAUUGGCAAUGACUUCGCUGUGGGUGCCGCCGUGAUGUUCGAGUGCAACCCUGGAUACACUCUGCAUGGCUCUACGGCCAUCCGCUGUGAGACCGUGCCUGAUGCCCUCGCGCAGUGGAACGACACUCUGCCCACCUGCAUCGUGCCUUGCGGAGGGGUUCUGACAGCACGCAAAGGGACCAUCCUGUCCCCAGGUUACCCUGAACCUUAUGACAACAAUCUCAAUUGUGUGUGGAAGGUCUCGGUGCCCGAGGGAGCUGGAAUUCAAAUCCAAGUUGUGAGUUUUGCCACUGAACACAAUUGGGAUUCUCUGGAUUUCUAUGAUGGAGCUGACAACAAUGCCCCCAGACUGGGUAGCUAUUCAGGGACCACCAUUCCUCAGUUGCUGAACAGCACAUCCAACAACCUUUACCUGAACUUUGUAUCAGACAUCAGUGUGUCGGCAGCAGGCUUCCAUCUGGAGUACACAGCAAUCGGCCUUGAUUCCUGUCCAGAGCCUCAGACCCCUACCUAUGGGAUUAAAGUAGGAGAUCGUUACAUGGUGGGGGAUGUAGUUAUGUUUCAGUGUGAACAAGGAUAUUCUUUACAGGGAAAUGCCCACAUCACAUGUAUGCCAGGACCAGUUAGGAGAUGGAAUUACCCUGUGCCACUCUGUCUUGCUCAGUGUGGGGGAUCAAUGACUGAAGUGAGUGGAGUGAUUCUGAGCCCUGGCUACCCUGGUAACUACCCCAGUGGUCUCGACUGCACCUGGACUGUCACUUUACCUAUUGGCUUUGGGAUCCACUUGCAGUUCCUGAACUUCUCUACCGAGGCCAUCCAUGACUAUCUGGAGAUCCGGAGUGGUCCGGCAGAAACCAGUACAGUGAUUGACAGGUUCAGUGGGCCACAGGUGCCGGAACCUCUAUUCAGCACUACUCAUGAGACAAGCUUCUUUUUCCACAGCGACUACUCACAGAACAAGCCUGGAUUUCACAUCACCUACCAGGCCUAUCAGCUACAGAGUUGUCCCGACCCCCGACCCUUUAGGAAUGGUAUCGUGAUUGGCAGUGACUUCAGUGUUGGUAUGACUGUGUCGUUCGAGUGCCUGCCAGGCUACUCCCUCAUUGGAGAGACCUCUCUCACCUGCCUGCACGGCAUCAGCCGCAACUGGAACUACCCUGUGCCACGCUGUGAAGCUCUGUGUGGAGGAAACAUCACAGCUAUGAACGGCACCAUUUUCUCCCCUGGCCAUCCAGCUGAGUACCCCAACUUCCAAGACUGCGUGUGGAGUGUGAGGGUGCCCCCUGGGAAUGGCAUCUAUAUCAACUUCACUGUCCUCAGCACUGAGCCCAUCUAUGACUACAUCACGGUGUGGGAUGGUCCAGACCAGAGUUCUCCACAGAUUGGUCAGUUCAGUGGGAAUACAGCUCUGGAGUCAGUCUACAGCACCUCCAACCAGAUCCUCAUCAAGUUCCACAGCGACUUCAGUGGCAGCGGCUUCUUUGUCCUGAGUUAUCAUGCUUACCAGUUGCGAGUCUGCCAGGCGCCGCCAGAAGUGGGCAAUGCAGACGCCCUAAUGGAGGAUAAUGAGUUUGAGAUUGGUGAUAUUAUCCGUUAUCGCUGUCACCCCGGGUUUACUCUGGUGGGGAGUGAGAUUCUUACUUGCAGGCUGGGUGAGAGGCUGCAGAUGGAUGGCCCUCCUCCAUCCUGCCAAGUGCAAUGUCCUGCUCAUGACGUGCGCUUUGACUCGACGGGGGUGAUCCUGAGUCCUGGCUAUCCGGACAGCUACCCCAACCUGCAGAUGUGCUCGUGGAGCAUCAAUGUGGAAAAGGGCUAUAACAUCACCCUGCACUUUGAGUUCUUUCAGACAGAGAAGGAAUAUGACAAUCUGGAAGUCUUUGAUGGUCCUACAAUCCACAGUCAGACACUGGCCACUCUGAGUGGUGACCUUUCCACCCCUUUCAAUAUCACCACCACUGGCCACCAGCUCCUACUGCGCUGGUCGGCUGACCAUGGCACCAAUAAGAAGGGGUUCCGCAUCCGCUAUGUCGCUUUGUACUGCAGUACCCCCGACUCACCCCUGCAUGGCUCCAUCAGCAGUCAGACUGGCGGUCAUCUCAACAGCUUGGUGCGCUGGGCCUGUGACCGCGGAUACCGUCUCAUCGGCAAGAGCACAGCUGUCUGCAAGAAGACACCUUACGGUUACUAUGACUGGGAUGCACCGGUACCAGCCUGCCAGGCUGUGUCCUGCGGGGUGCCCAAGGCUCCGGUCAAUGGGGGUGUGCUAGCAGUGGACUACUCAGUAGGAACACGCGUGACCUACUUCUGCAAUGACGGCUACCGGCUGUCCUCCAAGGAGCUGACCAGCGCCGUGUGCCAGCCUGAUGGCACCUGGAGCAACCACAACAAGAUUCCCCGCUGCUCCGUCGUAGUUUGUCCCAGCAUUGGGUCUUUUUCCCUGGAGCACGGACGAUGGCGUAUCGUCAAUGGUUCACAUUAUGAGUACAGGACUAAAAUCAUCUUCACUUGUGACCCUGGUUAUUACCGCCUGGGCCCUGCCCACAUCCAGUGCAUGGCGAAUGGGGCAUGGAGCUGGAGGAAUGAGAGGCCUCACUGUCAGAUCAUCUCAUGUGGGGAGCUCUCCACUCCUGCCAAUGGGAAUAAAAUUGGGACACAGACCACUUUUGGAGCCACAGCCAUCUUUACAUGUGACACUGGCUACAUGCUGGUGGGCUCCACAGUGAGGGAGUGCUUGUCGUCUGGCCUGUGGAGUGGAACAGAGACACGGUGUCUAGUGGGCCACUGUGGGCUGCCGGAGCAGAUUGUGAACGGUCAGGUGAUCGGGGAAAAUUUUGGCUACCGGGACACGGUGGUGUACCAGUGUGCCCCGGGCUUCCGCCUCAUUGGCUCCUCCGUGCGCAUCUGCCAGCAGGACCACAACUGGUCUGGACAGCUGCCCAUCUGCGUCCCCAUCAGCUGCGGGCACCCAGGCAGCCCCAUCUACGGACGCACCAUAGGCAACGGCUUUAACCUGAACGACGUGGUGAGCUUCUCCUGCAACAUGGGCUAUGUGAUGGAAGGCCCGGCGCGGGCUCAGUGCCAGGCCAACCGCCAGUGGAGCCAGCCACCACCAACGUGUAAAGUGGUCAAUUGCUCUGAUCCUGGGAUCCGCAACUCCAUAAGACAGAGCAAGAUCGAGCAUGGCAACUUCACCUUCGGCACAGUGGUCUUUUAACGACUGUACCCAGGCUACUACCUGUUCGGCUCUCCCGUCCUCACCUGCCAGCCUACUGGCCAAUGGGAUAAGCCUCUGCCCGAGUGCAUUUGGUGGAUUGCGGACAAUCCUGGAUCUCCUCCCAAUGGAGUACUGAGUGGGGACAAGUUCACCUUUGGUUCCACGGUGCGCUACUCCUGUACGGGUGGACGGCAGCUGAAGGGCGAAUCCUCUCGAACUUGCCAGCUCAACGGCCACUGGAGUGCACCCAUGCCCUUCUGCUCAGGCGAUUCAUCCGGGACAUGUGGAGAUCCAGGUGUGCCCUCUCAUGGGAGCAGGGAGGAGAGUGAUUUUCGGAUCCGCAGUAAGGUGCACUUCACCUGCGCUAUAGGCUACGUGCUCGUCGGCUCCUCAGAGAGAAUGUGUUUUCCCAAUGGCACCUGGUCUGGAACUCAGCCCUCCUGCAAACCGGUGCAGUGUGGUAACCCUGGGACUCCCAGUAAUGGACGAGUGUACCGACUGGACGGCACCACCUUUUCCCACUCGGUCAUCUAUUCCUGCAUGGAGGGCUACCUGCUGACCGGCUCCACCACACGACAGUGUCAGGCCAAUGGCACCUGGUCAGGCAUGGCACCCAACUGCACCAUGAUUAACUGUGGUGACCCCGGAGUGCCAGCCAAUGGAGUGAGGUAUGGCGAGGAUUUCACCAUCGCGCAAAACGUCACCUUUGCCUGCCAGCCUGGAUACACCAUGGAAGCAGACAGCUUCUCCACCCUCACCUGCACUGGUAACGGCACCUGGAGCACCCCGGUGCCUUUCUGCAAAGCUGUGACCUGCACUGCCCCACCACCCAUCUCCAACGGGCUGCUGGAGGGCAGUGACUUUGAGUGGGGCACCAGCGUGAGUUACAGUUGCUCUCCGGGUUACGAACUCUCUUUCCCUGCAAUUCUCACCUGUGUGGGCAAUGGAACCUGGAGCGGAGAGGUGCCCCAGUGCCUACCUAAGUUCUGUGGGGAUCCAGGAUUGCCAGCUCAUGGCUUUAGAGAAGGCCGCAGCUUCAUCUACCAAUCCGAGGUGUCCUUCAGCUGCAGUGCCCCCUACAUCCCAGUGGGAAGCACCACACGUUUCUGCCAGGCUGAUGGCACCUGGAGUGGUUUCCAGCCUCGCUGCAUAGAACCAACCCGCACCACCUGUGAGAAUCCUGGAACGCCACGUUAUGGCUCUAUGAACAGAACCUUUGGCUUCAAGAUUGGAAGCAUGGUGGCUUUUCAGUGCCAGCCAGGCCACUUGCUGCAGGGCUCUACCACUCGACUGUGCCAGGCUGACCUCACCUGGAGCGGAACCCAGCCAGAGUGCAUCCCCCAUAACUGUAAGCAGCCAGAGAGCCCUCCCCAUGUGGAUGUUGUUGGGAUGGACCUGCCUGGUUAUGGCUACACCCUCAUCUACACCUGCCAAAUCGGCUUCUUCUUGUCUGGAGGUUCAGAGCAUCGAGUGUGCCGGUCUGAUGGAACGUGGACAGGAAAGAUGCCAGUGUGUCGAGCCGGCUCCAAGCUAUCAGAGAAGCCCAUUAAGCCAGUCCCUGGGACACCAAGUCCCAAGCUAAAUGUUCCAGAUGACGUAUUUGCCCCAAAUUACAUCUGGAAGGGCUCAUAUAACUACAAGGGAAGAAAACAACCAAUGACUCUGAGUAUCACAAGCUUUAAUACAACCACGGGUAGAGUUAACGUCACGUUAACUAGUAGCAACAUGGAGCUGCUGCUUUCAGGUGUCUACAAAAGCCAGGAAGCUAGGUUGAUGCUACUCAUGUACGAUGUGAAAGCAUCCUCUCCCACCACGCUAACCAAGAUGAAGGAGGAGCAGUGGUCACUGGAUGGUUUUGUGUCUGCAGAGCCUGAUGGUGCCACAUAUGUCUUUCAAGGCUUUAUACAGGGUAAAGACUAUGGGCAGUUUGGCCUACAAAGGCUGGGUUUGAACAUGUCAGAAAGUAAUAACUCGUCAAAUCCACCACAUGGUACAAACAGUAGCUCUGUGGCCAUAGCAAUCCUUGUGCCUUUUUUCGCCCUGAUCUUUGCAGGCUUUGGCUUUUACCUCUACAAACAGCGGACUACACCUAAAACCCAGUACACAGGCUGCUCAGUCCAUGAGAACAACAACGGGCAGGCCGCAUUUGAGAACCCCAUGUACAACACCAAUGCAAAGUCAGUGGAGGGCAAAGCCGUCCGAUUUGACCCCAACUUGAACACAGUCUGCACAAUGGUAUAAUGAGGACCGCUGGACGCAGGAACAAAAGUUGGGUUUUUGUUUUCUUGUUUUCACUGUUUUUUUUUUUAGAAAAAGAAAAAAAAUGAGUGGAUAUAAUGGCGUCCGAGGCAGGGACGGAUUUCUCUGAGACUGCUAGAGAACAUCCAGCGGAUGCACUGUCGCCCUUCCUCUGAUAUUUAAAGCACACUCUUCAGGAACCGUGAUUUGACCAUGUGCGUCUACAGAGGACAUAGAAUACAACAAUGACAUCAAAGGUUUUUUCUGGGGAAUCUGCCUCUAAAAACCUAAAAUUUUCAAUCUUCACAGCCAGAAGUGUGGAGAGUUCUUCUGCUAUUCUGUUUGCACUCUGUGAGUGCUUCUUCACGCUCAACUGGGUCUUUUUUUAAGGAAAAGGGAUCUGUAAAUCUAAUUGCAUAUAUACGAGGAGCAUUCACCACCUAUAUUUUUGUGCUAUGUACCACAUGGGAGAGGUCAGGGCAAAGAGAGAUUCUAUUAAGAGUUUAUGAAGAAAAUCUAAAAAAAUGUGCUGUUCAUAUUGACGAUAAAUGAAUAUUUGUGGGUUCAUUCUUCAGUGAUAAAUGACGUUUUGUUCUCCACUGUUUAAUGGCCAUGCCCCUUAGCUUUUAGUUCUAGGUGUGUACAGUCAUAUCUUUGUUUGGACAUUGAGGCAGUCUAUGACCUGUGAUGUGUUCCAGCAAGAGAGCAAAUGUGUCAAAAACUGACAUUUUCGAGUGUCAUGUGGCACGCUGACGUGUCUUUUACCUCCUCCUUCUUUUUAACUGCUGUCAUUAUUCGAUGUGUUUCUCUGUUGGUACAAAACACUAUGACCUCUGGGACAAAUGUCAGGAUUUUGGACCUGAAGUCUGCAGACGAGAUGUGAUGUUCUUGACAGUUUUCUGUCCAAAUCAUUCUUUUAGUGGGGAAGUGCCAUUGUGCUCAUUGUGCUCCAUCACUUUUCAGCUGAAUAUAUCUAGCAUUUUGAAAAUUUGAUAAUUUGGUAAUUUUUCACCAUGCAUCAUUCAUAUUAAUAUGAUUAUUACUGUUAUUAUGAAAUUUGUAUAAAAUGCACUUGGCAUUUGUACCAUAGACUUUUAUACAAACUCAGACUACAUCAACAUUAAGGAGCAUGCAUGUUUGUUAAAUAUAUAUAGUGGCAACAAUGUGAUCAUAUUUAUCUAGUACAUACGGGUCAUGGAGCACUGUUCCGAUUCAGUCUGACAUUGACAAGAUUUUGAAGGGCAAACGACUGUGGAAAUUUGGCCAUAGCAUAUUGUGCGUCUUGAAAACAAAUUCGGCAAAAUCUAAUCGGAUUCCAAGCAGUUAAUGCUGAGAAGAUUAUUUAGAAGAUCAUGUCGAUCAUCUCUGUCAUCAAUCACUGUAAUUAGUCAAUUCAUUGUCAUUUCUCUGGUCCUUAGCUGUGUGCAGAGAGAACUACAUUGGAGACAAAUUUCUCCCAGUGCUCUAGUUUUUCAGCCCCUUCUUGACCUUCACGCAGGGUCAGACUACCUCAGUUCUGUGCUUCCAGGCCCUCAAGCUGUGAGAUUCAUUCCAGUGCCUUCUAAUGUACUGUACCUCUCAUCACAUUCUCCCUAACCAACAGGCCAUACUAGUGAACUUAUUAAAUAUGAGCUGUUCACUGUGGGCAGGACAGAAAGCUGCAGAUUUCAGGGAGCUUAUUCUGACAUCACUGUCCAAAAGUCCACUUAAAUCUAACAAAUCAAGUCUGUGGUCUUUGGAAUGGCUGUUUUUUUUUGUUUUGUUUGUUUUUUUUUUUUUUUUUCAGCCACAGGACUUCUGCAGCAUUGCACUUCAUAUACACUGUACAAAGUUUCUUACCAUCGUAGGUUCCCAAACAGGUGUUUUUCUUUUAAACAUGGCUGAUUUUACACAGUGCCUACCAAAAAAAACACAUGACACAGGUCUGCUGCUUCCCAUUUUCUCCUCAUUCUGUCUGUCAGUUUUUCUCCACAUUAGCUGAAAUUGUGGGCCAGAAAAUUCGGACAUCGGUCAUCCUAACGCCACAGCUACCCACGCCCCACCCGCUGAAGAGGUCCUAUCCUUCCCCUGCCACUCUGAGCUGAUAAGCCACCUAUCAUUUCCUCUAAAUGACUGCAAUAAAAGAAGGCACCCAUACGAUCAAGAAACUCUUUCCAAUCAAGCAGAUGAAUAUUUGCAGUACAGCUGGGUACUCCUCUUAUGUUAAUGCAUUCAAAAAUAGAUA